UUCCAGAUCUUCAACGUCACAUGUUGCGUUGCUCAAGGCAUUCAAAACAAUCGCCACUGGAGGUAUUCGAAGGGCCCUUCACACAAAUGCUGUGCCACUAGCUUUGUCUUUUGGAUAUAUGAUCUAAGUGAAAACUUCUACCAACUGUUGGAUAUAUUUCGGAGGAGAAAGGUCCCCGCGGAAUUAUGAGUUUUUCGUUUUCCGGGUGUGGAUUUCUUGGUAUUUACCACAUUGGUGUAGCAAGCUGUCUGAGAGAACACGCGCCACAUUUUCUCCAUGAAGGGAAGCUGUUAGGAGCUAGUGCGGGGGCCAUCACUGCUUGUUGUUUUCUUUGUGAUGCAUGUUUAGGUGAAUGUACAAGUUUUACUCUCCGACUAGCAACCAAGGCUAGAUCACGCUCAUUAGGACCACUGCACCCCAGCUUUGCCAUUGACAGAAUUCUCCGGGACGCAUUGUGGGAAGUUCUGCCAGACAAUGCCCAUGAGAUUGUGUCAGGUCGUCUUUUCGUCUCCCUCACAAGAGUUUCGGACAAGAAGUGUGUGAUUGUAUCAGACUUUGACUCAAAAGCAGAGCUUAUCCAGGCUUUGUUAUGCAGUGCUUUUGUGCCAUUCUAUAGUGGCUUAAUACCUCCCAAGUUCCGAGGAGUGCGCUAUGUUGAUGGAGGACUUAGUGACAAUCUGCCCAUUCUGGAUGAAGACACAAUCACUGUGUCACCGUUCUCAGGCGAGAGUGACAUCUGCCCCAGCGAUGGCUCGUCUAACUUUCUCCACAUCACCCUCGUCAAUACCAGCAUGCAGUGCACCACAGAGAACCUGUAUCGCCUCUCCCACGCCUUGUUUCCCCCGCACCCUGAAGUGCUCAGUGAUAUGUGUAGGCAGGGCUUUGAUGACACACUCGUCUUCCUUCAGACUAACAAUCUGAUAUCAUGCACACGUCACCUUAGCGUGCGGUCAUGUAUCUCAACAACAGACGCGGAGGAGGACUCAGAGACGGAAGAGAGCGAGGAGGAUGAAGAAGACUUUGAAUGCGACGGUGAAGACAAUGACUGCGAAGAGUGUAAGAAGAAACUGCAUGGGGCCCUGGUUGAUUCGCUGCCACCAACCGUAAUGCUGGCAUUCCAGCAUGCAUGUGACUCUGUGAACAAGGGGCUUGUGAACUACUUCUAUAACUCCAGGCCGGUCAAACUCCUCUCCCUAGCCGCCACCCCCUGGGUGCUGCCUGCAGAGAUGGCGGUCCGAACUGUGGUCAAGUUCCUGCAGUGGUUGCCGUCGAUGCCGCAGGAUGUGCAGAGUGUUGUGGGCGACACUGUGGAGCUGCUCAAGAUCAUUGCUAUUAAGAUGUUCCACCAUCACCCACGCUAUUCCGCUAGGUUUACUUGUCAGCUGGCCAUCACAGAAGUAAAAGAUCAGAAGCAGACUCCACGGCGCCGUCGUUUGUCAACUCGGAGAAGCCACUCCUUCACCCCUGGCACUCGCAACACCGCCAACCGACGCAAGAAAUACCCUGAGAGUGCAACCAACAAUAGUGCCAUCGUACGCAACUUCAACAUUGGCUUUGCUGUUGACUUCAACACUUCCAAGCCGAGCACCGUUCGGUCACUGGAACACCUUCAUGGACACAUGGACAGGCUUCAAAUGGAGGAUGUACAAAUACAGCAGUCCAGCCCCACGGGCGAUCUUCUAUACCUACCUCGGGGUAGCGACCAUUGCUCUGCAACCAACGCACCCUGUCAGGAAAUAUUUGACACAUUUGAGCAGUGUCUACAUAUUACAAACCAGAUGGAGUCAGCACUCUCAUAUUAUUAUGAAGAUCCCAGCAGCAAAGGGUGCUAUAAGUUUGAAGAGAUUUUCAGUUUGAAAAACGUUGACGUUGAUCUCCAUGAAUCACGUUCGAUAAGGACUGGCGUCUAUGAGUCAAGUACAGAAGUGGAAGAAAGUUUGACAAAUACUUCUACGUCUGAACCUGAUUUGUCGUGGGAUAGCUAUCUUGAAAUGAAGCCAGAAAUUGAAGAUGAAUUGGAGGCGUUGAUUGACUCGGCAUUAUCAAUUCCACAGUUACAGUCUACGGUGAUAGAGAGCUCGCCAAAAGAAGCUUGAGGAUUAGUGGUAAAAAACAUCAAGUGCUAUGUCACAGUGUGUCCAGUAGGUACUCCUAUGCAUGGAGUCUUGUCACAUUGUGAAACUUGUUAAGGAUGAUGGAGUAACAUGUUUUGUUGCAAACCUGAUGUCUACCAGUCAUUAACAUUUUGUUUUAUCAUGGAACUGUCAUAUCCUUUCAAUUAAUCAAACUCAUCGUUAUUCACUACCAUGAUGUUUUCAAACUUGCCUGGCAGUUAUUUCUGAAAUUUUAUAAAAACAAAUGUUGUUUGACAUUAUAUUCCUCUCUUAAACAGUCUUAUUCUGUGUUAAAAUAUAUUCUGUUUUUAGUGCAACCUGUUAAAUUUCAAUCUUGUUUUUUGUUGGCAGUCAAAUUAUUUACUUUGUUAACCUUUCUUUUAAUUUGGUUUAAGGCAAAGAUGUCUGUAAGAAUCUUGAUUUUGUUUUAGGACCCCUAAGGGAAAGAAGGUUUUGAAAACCAUUCCACAUUUUAUUUGGCAGUUGUUAAAUAAUUUUAGUUGUUUUAUGAAUAAUUUUAUCAAAAUCCAUUGAAUUAUAUCUUUAUUUAGUCAGUGCCUAUAUAUGUCUUUAAAUUAAAGCAAUGGAUGACAGAAUGCAAGGCAUAUCAGACACCUUCAUGAAUAUUUUUUAGAGUCAGUUUCAGAUUGAACCUUUUUAUGACAUUUUACAGAAAUCUGUUAUUUGCUAAAUGUUGGAUAGUUGACCAGAUAUUAUUGGCUUUAGUUUGAAAGAAAAUGUUUGAGGGGACAUUAGAUAUUUCUGGAUGAUUUUUGAAUGUGUUAUCUGUAAACUUGAUCUUUUAGUUGUAACGAAGUCUAUAAGGCAUAUUCAUACGUCACUUCAUGUUACAUCUCAUCAAUACUAUUGUAUAUACAAUGUGUACAUAGAGAAACAUAUGUAUACCUAACCAUAUGUGUAUAUAUUCAUUUGUAUACAUGUCUUCCUGAUGCAAAACCGGUAAUUACAGGGCAUUGUAGACAAAAGCACUGAAUAUUUGGGGUUAUUCUUUCUGUGAAUGGAACCUAGCAUGAAAUGCUCAAAUCUUGCUCCUUGAUUAUCAAGGGUAUAGUAUCACUAUUGUAUUUUGAUGAAUACCUGGAACCCAGGCGCCACCAAAGCUUCAUUUCAGGAGUAAUGUCUUCAUCUCCAUCUUGUCAUCAACAUUUCCUUCCUCAGGAAAUUGAAUUCAACAACCAAUCAAAAUUUGGUCUAAUUUCAAAAUUGCAGUCCCAUUCGAGCAAGCCCUUGAUGCAAUGGAUCAGACGUAUAAAUUAUCUUGCCAACCUGGACGAGGCGAAGGUUUGCUGGAAAAUGUGUCCAGUGUAUGUGGUCAUAACAGAAUGGAGAUGUGAUGCACAGGAACAUCGAGUAUCCAGUUAUGUCUCUCAUCUUAUAAUCAUGAAGCAAUUCAUGUGGCAGGUUCUAUUUACUGAAAGAACCUGUAUAUGCAAGCUGCUGUCCAAAUAUUAUUUUUCCUAUGCAAAUAAUGAUGGCUUUGUACAUACCAAAAUGCUAUUAAUUGCAUUAUUAUUGUAAUUUAUCAUAGCAUCUUUUGUAUAUUUUUCAUAAGCCUGAAGGCUUAUUCUCAUGUCUUGUUUUCAAGAACAUAAUUUGAAAUGGCCAUUAUACAUCAAAGUAAUACUGUAUGUCGUGAGUUGAAACAAAUAUCAAAUGGGUGACUGUUUUAAAUGGUUUUAUACAGUUUUGUUAGAGCAGACACUAGAACAAACAAUGAUCCCAAUAAUGUGUGAUACAUGUUAAGAGGAGAGGUGAAAUGGGGUUUUAAUGCACAUAAUGUUGCGCAUGCAAUUGGUGUGUUUGGGCUGCUUGUUGUCUAGUCUAAUGCUGGUUUAAUGUACUUGCCCAUUGAGAACCCAUGCCACAGUUUGGACAUAGAUACCUUCCUCCAACACAGUCUACUGACUCGGAGCUGGCCAGUACUUGUUUACCCUUUUGAUGCCAAGCACAAGUCACGGUAACAAAGAUACCAGCUUUUAGCAUCUUUUGUAAUGACAUGGGGAUCAAAUCGCCAGCCGUCCACUCAUUUGGACAGAGACACUAUCCUGGAGACCACUGAGUUGGUUGAUUCAUGUCCUGAAAUAAUGCACUGUGAUGAAGAUCAGGCUUCAGAUAACAGGAUUCAAAUGGUGUUUUGCUCUGAUGCUGAGAGAAUAUGUAUCCAGGUUACGGUAUGAUUAUGUCAUCACUUAGUGAGUGAAAUGCGAGUCAAGAGUAAUGGCAUUAUAUGAUGUUGGUGUCUAUUUAUUGAAUUGUACUGUAGAAUACAUCUGCAAGAAUUCUCAAACCUGAACUAUUAGUCACAAAUAUCAAUACCAAAGAACACCAAAUAUUAAAUUUGUCUCUUGGAAACUAGUACCAAAAAAUGGAAAAAGGGUUUUGACCUGAGUAACACACUGUCAUUUAAACAUAAUAGUGGCAUGCCCCUACGAAAACACCAUUUGGACACCAGUUGUUUUUAUUUUUUAUAUUUGUGUGUUUGUCUCUUUAUUUUCUAUACAGUCUGCCAGUUUGAACAAAUGUCAUAGUAAGUGAUUAUUUCAUUGAAUCCUUCAAAUAUAUAUAUGACCAAUAUAUUGGUCUAUAUUGAAAUAUUUUCUACUAAUUCAGUGUAAGACCAGUAAAUCUGAUUUAAUGACCUGGUGACAGUUCACCAUCUUCCUUUUCUCAAUCCGCUUGAGUAUUAAAACUGAAACUAUACUUUCAUCAUCUCACUAUAGGUGUCUUAAAAUAUUUUCUCAUAAUAACUCUCUGAAAACAUAUUUGACUCUGAUUGUUAUCCCUAUUAGUUUAACAUCGUACCUGAGGUGGGAUUCACCAACUUGGUAAAGGUUUAAGACUUGCAUGACUUUCCUCCAUGUUGAGCUGACAAGAGUAUGUGAUUGUUUGAUUAAUACCAGUUCAUAUCCUCAUUCAUUUCUGGUUUGAUUCCUACUUUUCACAAAGCUAGUAUGAGCUUUUCUGUAACUUCGGAGGCAAUGUACAGUGGUGAUAUGUACAUACAUGAAAAAAAAUCAGUUGUACAAUUUGUCCUUUUGUUUAUAUGUAUAUGUAUAGCUGUAUUUAUUGAUAUUGUUCAUAUACCUUGAUGUAAAUUCUUGUACAUACGUCAUCAAGCGUGACACAAUAAACAACAGUUUAAAUCA
This is a messenger RNA of Haliotis rufescens (red abalone), 5281 nucleotides long. RefSeq names its product 1-acylglycerol-3-phosphate O-acyltransferase Pnpla3-like. The record is from RefSeq and is a predicted model, not a curated record. Lineage: Eukaryota; Metazoa; Mollusca; Gastropoda; Lepetellida; Haliotidae. Gene Ontology annotation, cellular component: membrane; cytoplasm; lipid droplet. The transcript is spliced from 8 exons. Bases 186 to 2096 code for a protein of 636 amino acids. Gene Ontology annotation, molecular function: triacylglycerol lipase activity. Gene Ontology annotation, biological process: lipid homeostasis; triglyceride catabolic process.